Messenger RNA from Agrilus planipennis (emerald ash borer), 4280 nucleotides. It is a transcript of the gene sfl, whose product is annotated as bifunctional heparan sulfate N-deacetylase/N-sulfotransferase. Gene Ontology annotation, cellular component: Golgi apparatus. The transcript is spliced from 13 exons. Gene Ontology annotation, molecular function: deacetylase activity; heparan sulfate N-sulfotransferase activity. NCBI's taxonomy places the organism in Eukaryota, Metazoa, Arthropoda, Insecta, Coleoptera, Buprestidae. Bases 632 to 3376 code for a protein of 914 amino acids. The record is from RefSeq and is a predicted model, not a curated record.
UAUAUCUUGUGCGAACGCAUUUUCUUACAUUUACGGUUACCUAACUUCAUUCUAUAUUAUCAAUUGUCUAAUGUCUCCAUGCCAAUAUGUUAUGACAGUUUCGUGACAGUUGUGAAUGAAAGUUAUAACCAAAACAACGUUUAAAGAUCUGAAAUUGUUUUCAGUAUUUUUUUAAUUAAAAAUUACUCUAUAAAGUACAGGUGUAAACAUUUUUUUAACACAGGAAACAACAGAUAACAAGAUUGUGAUGUAUUUAUCAUGCAGUGCCAUUGUAAAUUAUGAUCAUACUAAUAAUGAUUACACAUAUUUUCACCAUCUCAGAGAUGAUAUCUAUCAGAGUUUUUAAAUUUGAGCGAAAACACAGUAAAUGGAGAUACCUAAAGUCAAUUUUUAGUUAACAGUUUAUUGGAAAUUAAAAUAGAAACAUUCCUGUGAGCUAAAUAUUUGUGCCAUAUUUUCAAGUAGUCUCUAUAUCUUCAUCAAUUUUAUUAAUAUUUAAAAUUAAAUACCUAAUCCUAAAACGGUCUACUGAAAUUUUAUUUAAUUAUUCACUGCCUGAUCAAUAUCAGAGUAAACCAAAGUCAAUAACUACAGCAUAUUUAUAAAGAAGUACUUUCUGUGUGUAAUCAAAAUGAAAUCCAAAGUGAGCGAUCUUACACUUCCAUUGUUAAAAUCAAACAAAGAAGGAUAUGAUUUUGAGCCUCUGAUACCAAGAAGAUAUCGUGUAGGUCUUAAUCGACGUUUUAAUAUCUCACUUACAAGAAGUUCUUGUUUCACUUUUACACCCAAACAUUUUAAAAAAUGGAUUAUUGCUAUUAUAAUUUUGAGUAUUGCUUCGAUGGUAUAUUUCUAUCAAAUUAUAAAUUUGCAGUUUAAGAGCUAUACUGAUACUGUGCCACCUAGAUUAGAUGUUCAGUGUAAUUCGAUAAAUGGUCCAAGAUUGUUCCAAAGUCACAAUCACAAGACUUCAGCUCGUUUACGAAUUGACCCUAGAGUUUUAGUGUUUGUGGAAACAAUGUAUUCAAAACUAGGUCGAGACAUUGCAGAACUAUUAGUUUAUACUAGAAUAAAAUAUAAACUUGAAGUUUCUGGCAAAAGUUUGCCAGUUCUGACCAAUUUAGACAAAGGAAAAUAUGGAGUGAUAGUUUUUGAAAAUUUUGAUAGAUAUUUGCAAAUGGACAAGUGGAAUAGAGAACUUUUAGACAAAUAUUGCAAAGAGUAUAAUGUAGGAAUUAUAGGCUUUAUAAACCCGCCCAGAGAAGAGACUCUAGUUGGGGAUCAACUAAAAGGAUUUCCAAUUUUCAUUCACACAAACUUAAGACUGAAGGAUGCAGCAUUAAAUGCAGCUUCUGAGAUUCUACGUUUAACUAGAGCAGGUGAAACAGUGUCUGGAUCAUUACCAGGUGAUGGCUGGACAAUUUUCAAACCAAAUCAUUCAACUUAUGAACCUCUGGAGUGGGCUCAUAGGGACGAAAGGCAGCAUUUUGGAGAUAUCAUCAAAACUCCUUUACCAACAGUUGUUCAAGACAAAGGGCUCUACGAUGACAUUAAGAGGGUAAUAUUCGGUUCAGGUCUGAAAUUUUGGUUACAUAGGCUGCUGUUUUUGGAUUCUUUGAGUUAUUUAAGUCAUGGUCAGCUGUCAUUGUCCCUCGAACGGUACAUUUUGAUAGAUGUUGAUGAUAUAUUUGUUGGCGAAGAAGGUACGAGAAUGCGUCCAAGUGACGUGGAGGACAUGAUCAAAGCUCAGGAAGAGAUUCAGAAAAUGGUCCCCGGUUUUCGCUUUAAUUUAGGCUAUUCAGGGAAAUAUUUUCAUCAUGGAAACAGUGAAGAGGAUACAGGAGAUGAUAAAAUACUAGAAAAUGUUGAUAAGUUUAUGUGGUUUUCACAUAUGUGGAAUCAUCAACAGCCGCACUUGUACGACAAUUUGACGCAGUUGGUUGAUGAUAUGUCGCAGAAUAAGAAAUUUGCAAUUGAAAAAGGCAUUCCAAUUGAUUCUGGUUACUCAGUUUCUCCUCACCAUUCAGGAGUUUACCCUGUUCACGAAAUUUUGUACACAGCGUGGAAGAAAGUUUGGAAUAUCCGCGUAACUUCAACUGAGGAAUAUCCUCAUUUGCGUCCAGCAAGAUUACGAAGAGGUUUUAUUCAUAGGAACAUAAUGGUGCUUCCUCGCCAAACGUGCGGGUUAUUUACCCAUACCAUUGUGCUAAAGAGAUAUCCUGGUGGAAAAGAAAAAUUGGACGAAUCAAUUUUGGGAGGAGAAUUGUUCCAAACUGUGGUAUACAAUCCUAUUAAUAUAUUUAUGACCCACAUGUCCAAUUAUGGCAAUGAUCAGUUAGCACUGUAUACGUUUAAAGCCGUAAUCAAAUUUUUAAAGUGUUGGACUAACAUCACUUUAAAAACUGCGCCUCCUCUCCAACUGGCCGAAAUGUAUUUUAAAUUGUUUAAAGAGGAGGCUGAUCCUAUUUGGGGGAAUCCUUGUGAUGAUCCUAGACAUAAAAAAAUUUGGUCUCGAACUAAAUCGUGCGAUUCAAUUCCGAAGUUUUUAGUGAUCGGUCCACAAAAGACUGGAACCACUGCUCUUUACUCAUUUUUGGCUAUGCAUCCCACCAUAGCUAGUAACUUACCUAGUCCUGACACGUUUGAAGAAAUACAGUUCUUUAACGCAAACAACUACUAUAAAGGCCUAGACUGGUACAUGAAUUUCUUCCCUGUUGAUCCCAACUCGACAAACAGGUUCUUUUUCGAGAAAAGCGCCACUUAUUUUGACGGAGAUCUCGUUCCUAAACGUGUACAGUCUCUUUUACCUCACGCAAAACUUGUUACCAUUCUUAUAUCUCCAGCUAGGCGGGCAUAUUCAUGGUACCAGCACACUAAAGCCCAUGGUGAUGUUAUCGCCAAUAACUUCAGCUUUCACCAGGUCAUUACGGCCAACGAUACCGCUCCGAAACCCCUCCGAGACCUGAGGAAUCGAUGUUUAAAUCCGGGGAAGUAUGCGCAACACCUUGAGAGGUGGUUGUUGUAUUUUCCACAACAACAAAUCCACAUCAUCGAUGGAGAAGACUUAAAAUCAAAUCCUGUGAAUGUAAUGACUGAGAUUCAAAGGUUUUUAAAAAUUUCCCCCCCUUUUGACUACGCAAAUCAUUUAAAAUUUGAUCCUAAAAAAGGAUUCUAUUGUCAAGUUGUAAAUGGUGACCAUACAAAGUGUUUAGGAAGGAGUAAAGGUCGCCAAUAUCCACCCAUGGAAGAGAAGUCGAUGAAAUUUUUACAGAGGUACUAUUUAAGUCAUAAUACAGCUCUAGUAAAGUUGAUGAAGAAAAUAGGAAUAAGGAAUAUACCACAGUGGUUAAAAGACGAUCUUUCGGAUUCACCAACGUAAGCUUACAACAAUUAGUCUUACAAAAAGGUAAAAAUGUAUUUACAAUUAUUGAUGGAAAUAUGAGGAAGGUGAUUAUUAUUUUGUAGUAAUAAGAAUAAAUGAUUAUGUAAUUUUGAUAAAAAUUUGGUAGUUUAACAGCUUUAAAAAAAAUUAAUAAAACUAAAAGUAAUUUUCUGCUGAAAGAUACCAAAUUUGUUUAAUGUUGUUCUGUGUACAUUAAUUUUCAAAAUGUUUUCAUUAUGUUUAUCUUCCCUUUGGACUUAUAAAAGUUCAGGUGGGGUGUUUUCCUAGGGACUAAUGUUUAAUUUUUGAGAUCUGGGACCAAAUGAAAAAAAAUUGCAACAUUUGUUGUUACCACCCUUUCCCUUUGUUAUUUUUGCAUAUCUGGCAAAAACAUGCAGGGUAUCUACGUAUAUAACGUGUUUCUAUCUUCCUGUACAAUGCAAGUUUCUUAUUAUUUCGCGUAAACGUAUGAUAAACAAAAAAAGAUAUAGAACUAAUUGUAUAAUAUUAUGCCAUACAAUUUUUCAUAUCAAUGUAAAAGGUGUAUUUAUUAAAAGUUGUGGUAAAUGUUAAAAAGAGGACAAUUUUCACAUUGUACUAUAAUAUACAUACAUAUAUAAAUAUAUUACAGCAACUGGCAAUUUAUUAAUCAAAUUUUAAAUACAUUAUAUACUGUGUUUGUAAAUACUCUAUUUAUGUAGUAUUAUACGUAAAAUGUUGACAAUAAAGUAGAUUGACGUAAAAAAGUUCGUUUAAACAAAUAUGUAAUAAUGACAAAAAAUUAUAUUGAUCUACUAAGUUAGAAGUUGAAAAACUCGUCAACAAUUUAAAAGUAAAAAAAAUGUCCGAUAAGUAAGAUUAUCCAUUGAUUCAAUCUAAAUUUUUAUAAAUCAACACCGUG